AUGUCGGUUGAGGAAUUGAAAAGCUUCACUUCACGCAUGAUGUAUGCAGCGGGGGUUCAAGGGGGUUCGCUUUUUCGGUAUUAUUUCUUUUUGAAAACGGUGCGCCGAAGACUGUCGCGGCUCAACAGAGGGCUGGUAGAGGCCCAUGGCCCGGCCGCUCUGCCCCUUUUUGCCCUUAAGAUCGGACAGGGGUGUCUGGACACUUUGUUGCAGAAUAAUCCUGUCAACCCCCCGAGGGCAAAAUCGACCUCAGGGGCUUUAGUGUCCGACGCCUCUCUAUAUGGAUGGGGCGCGCUUUUGCUUAAGGAUAACGGGGGGUGUGUGGGCUGCAGGGGGCGCGUGGGAGCAGGCCCCCCACAUUAUUUCACAGGCCGAAGCGAGGGAGAUGGGACUGGCCUUGCUCGCUUUCAAGGGGAAUUUUCCGAUUCAACUCCAUAUAUGUAUCGAUCCUUGGUGAUGCCGGCCACCCCAUCGUGGUACCAAGGCCCAGUGCCCCGUAUUGUCGGGGGAAGCCAAGCGCCAGCAACGUUCGCCACUUGGAGAACAGUGCGGCGCCAGGCUUACGGCAUCACGAAGUACCAGGGCCCGCCGCGUCUUGCUUGGACGCAGUGUUAUCCUUGUCGGUCUUGGGGCGCAUUGCGCCGUGCCGUCAGCAGUAUCAUCCGCACAAAGUUACUGCUUAGUGGAAAUGUGGAAGAGAAUCCCGGCCCUACAUUGAGGGGCA
This is a messenger RNA of Trypanosoma grayi, 724 nucleotides long. RefSeq names its product BES15S03c. NCBI's taxonomy places the organism in Eukaryota, Euglenozoa, Kinetoplastea, Trypanosomatida, Trypanosomatidae. The record is from RefSeq and is a predicted model, not a curated record. The transcript has a single exon. The annotation marks the transcript as partial.